Messenger RNA from Dendrobium catenatum, 639 nucleotides. RefSeq lists its product as uncharacterized. Bases 1 to 639 code for a protein of 212 amino acids. NCBI's taxonomy places the organism in Eukaryota, Viridiplantae, Streptophyta, Magnoliopsida, Asparagales, Orchidaceae. The record is from RefSeq and is a predicted model, not a curated record. The transcript has 2 exons.
AUGCGGCGUCUCCUACAACAACUACAAGCUGCAUUCAACCUAAAACAGCUCGGCUCCGUCAAUACGUUCAUCGGCAUUCAGAUUCAACGGACGCCCAAUGGCCUGUUUCUUCAUCAAGCACCUUAUGCACGAGAUCUCCUGCAAUCUGCUGGCUUCUCCUCGUGCAAUCCUGCACUCACUCCGCUGGCGACCAAAUCAGCAACCAGUUCACUUCCUGAUCAACCUCUUGCUGAUCCAAACACGUAUAGGAAAUCGCAGGAGCUCUCCAAUAUCUCACCAUUACAAGACCCGACAUCGCCUUUACUUCCAUUCAUCAAAGGCAAUAUCAAACUCAAAACAUUCGUGGAUGCUGACUGGGCCGCCGAUAGAACCGACCGAAAGUCUAUCACGGGGUUCUGCUCCUUCCUCGGUCCGAACUUGAUCUCCUGGCAAGUUAAGAAACAGGUCACCGUCUCCAAAUCAUCCACCGAAGUCGAGUAUCACGCCUUAUCCUCUGCUACUUCAGAAGUCAUCUGGCUACGCCGACUUUUAGCAGAACUCAACCUACCACAGCUCCAGCCGACGGCAAUUCACUGCAACAACCACUACAGGAAAACCCGUUAUUACCGGCGGACACAAUCCGCCGGAAAACAUAGAUAA